Molecule: messenger RNA, 747 nt
Organism: Diatraea saccharalis (sugarcane borer)
Lineage: Eukaryota; Metazoa; Arthropoda; Insecta; Lepidoptera; Crambidae
Source: the annotation of a GenBank genome assembly
AUGUCUGUUGAUUCUAGCGGAUCCAGUGAGAAAGUUUGGUCACAAUCUGAAAAGUUACACAAAUUAAUUAUUUCAUACAAUAGGCAUGUGCUGGCUGAAGGCAAGUUGGUGCUGGGAGCAAGAAGAUCUCUCUUGGACGCUGGUGCGGGAGGUGGAAGCGCCACGUUGAGGUGCAGAGCAUCAAAUCGAGCUGGUACCGUGCUGUCCAGGCCGGUGCUGCUACAACCAGGUAAAUUGGAAGAAAAAUUCAAGAAUGUGCGGUACAACAAAAAGAAAGUCUAAACUUAAAAAGUUGUAUCAAUGCUUUGAAAUAAUUUAAGAUACGGUAUUCUACUUUGUUUGAAAUAAUACUUGUAAGGUUUCUUUUAAUGUAAAAAAGCCAUAAAACAAAUAUAUCGGAAAAAUAUUUUCUUGCCUUAAAAUUUAAACUUUUUCAUGAAUAUGACGGAGAGCGUAAACUCCGUCUCCGUCAUAUUCAUGACGUCGUUUUGAUAUGUACACGAAACAUAUGCAUAGAGCAGAAGAUUAAAGAUCUCAAUAAAGCAAAAACAAUGCUAUCUCACGACCGAUUAAGAAGUAAAUAAGCUAAGAACAGCGCCAUCUACGAAUUUGAUGUAUAAUUAAUAGGCAUAUAUUGAUGGAGCGCGUGCGCGCUCCGCUGUGGUGUUGAGACGGCACUUUCAAGCGUGCCGGAGCGGAGCCGCGCUUUUGUGGCGUCUGUCCCCUCACCACCGCUCCUCGCUAUAG